This is a messenger RNA of Arvicola amphibius (Eurasian water vole), 1758 nucleotides long. RefSeq names its product suprabasin (gene Sbsn). Lineage: Eukaryota; Metazoa; Chordata; Mammalia; Rodentia; Cricetidae. The record is from RefSeq and is a predicted model, not a curated record. The transcript is spliced from 4 exons. Bases 1 to 1656 code for a protein of 551 amino acids.
AUGCGUCUCGCCAGUCCGCUCAGGUCCUGCUGCCUCCUACUGCUCCUGGGGGCUCUGCCUGCAUGGGCAGCCCACGAUGAUCCCCUUGAGAAGGUCAUAGAAGGGUUCAGCCGAGGGCUGAGCAACGCAGAGAGAGAGGUGGGCAAGGCCCUUGAAGGCAUCAAUAAUGGAAUCACUCAAGCUGGAAGGGAAGUGGAGAAAGUUAUUAAUGGACUUAGCAACAUGGGGAGCCAGGCUGGCAAGGAUUUGGACCGUGGCUUGGACAAGGUAGCCCAUGGCAUCAACAAUGGCGUCGGACACGCAGAAAAGGAAGCAGAGAAGUUAACCCAUGGGGUCAACCACGCCGCUGGACAGGUUGGGAAGGAGACAGACAAAAUCAUCCAUCAUGGGGUCCAUCACGGGGUCAACCAGGCGGGCAAUGAAGCAGGGAGGUUUGCUCAGGGGGCCCAACAUGGUUGGGGGCAGGCUGGAAAUGAGGCUGGGAGGUUGGGACAGGGGGCUCACCAUGCUCUUGGUCAGGGUGGGAAGCAGACAGAGAAAUUAGGUCAAGGGGCCCACCAUGCUCUUGGUCAGGGUGGGAAGCAGGCAGAGAAAUUAGGUCAAGGGGCUCACCAUGCUCUUGGUCAGGGUGGGAAGCAGGCAGAGAAAUUAGGUCAAGGGGCUCACCAUGCUCUUGGUCAGGGUGGGAAGCAGGCAGAGAAAUUAGGUCAAGGGGCUCACAAUGCCUUUGGUCAGCCUGGGAAACAAGCAGAAAAAUUUGGUCAGGAUGGUCACCAUGCGUUUGGUCAGCCUUCGAAGGAAGUAGAGAAGUUUGGUCAAGGGGUUCACAACGCUUUUGGUCAGGCUGAGAAGGAGGCAGAGAAAUUGGGUCAGGGGGUCCACCAUGCCUUUGGUCAGGCUGGAAAAGAAGGAGGGAAUGUUGGUCAGGGGGUCCACCAUGCCUUUGGUCAGGCUGGGAGGGAAGGAGAGAAAGUGGUGCAAGGGGCCAAUCAGGGACUUAGCCAUGCUGCAAUGGAGGCACAACAGUUUGCCCAUGCUCAUGGCCAUGGUUAUUAUGCUGCAGGGCAGCCUUGGCAAGAGGGAGACAAAGUAAUGCAUUCUGGAGUCAACCAGGCUGGGAAGGAGAUGGAGCAUUUUGGCCAGGGUGUCCGCCAUACCAUUGACCAGGCUGGAAAGGAGACAGAAAAGGUGGUCCAAGGGGUCCAGACUGGGGUCAACCAGGCCGAGAAGGAGGCAGAGAAAGUGGGUCAAGGGGUCAACUCUGGGGUCAACCAGGCCAGGAAGGAAGCAGAGAAAGUUGGCCAAGGGGUCCACACUGGGGUCAACCAGGCCGAGAAGGAGGCAGAGAAAAUUGGCCAAGCGGUCAACUAUGCUGCUGGCCAGGCCGAAAAGGAAGCGGAGAAGCUUGGCCAAGGUGUCCACCAUGCUGCUGGCCAGGCCGGGAAGGAAAUGGACAGGUUGCAACAAGAUGUACAUAAUGGGGUCAACCAAGCCAGCAAGGAGGCCAACCAGCUGCUGAAUGGCGCUCAUCAAGGCGGGCACGCAGGCCAACACGGAGGGGCCGCAACCACUACAUUAGCAUCUGGGGCCUCGGUCAACAAGCCAUUUAUCAACUUCCCAGCUCUGUGGAGGAGUAUCACCGCCAUCAUGCCCUAAACUGAUGCCCAGGCAACACAGAAUGUUCAUGUUGUCACAUCAGCUGGAAUGGCCUGGAGGAGCUGGGGGUGGCGGAGAGCUUCCUGGGUGUCCUUAGCGGGG